Messenger RNA from Helianthus annuus (common sunflower), 1056 nucleotides. Its product is annotated as 2-oxoglutarate-dependent dioxygenase DAO. Gene Ontology annotation, biological process: auxin catabolic process. Lineage: Eukaryota; Viridiplantae; Streptophyta; Magnoliopsida; Asterales; Asteraceae. The transcript is spliced from 3 exons. Gene Ontology annotation, molecular function: indole-3-acetaldehyde oxidase activity; dioxygenase activity. The record is from RefSeq and is a predicted model, not a curated record. Bases 27 to 947 code for a protein of 306 amino acids.
CCACACAACAUUUUAACAAACCCAACAUGGCCACCAAAUGUACAAUCCCAAUAAUCGAUUUUCUCGAUUUACCCAACCAAAUGUCCAACCUGAUUGCAGCUAGUGAAGAGUGGGGUUGUUUCCGGCUAAUCAACUGCCACAACAUACUUCCGGUGACUCUGAUGUCAGAUAUGAAGGUUUUGGUUCGAUCUCUGCUUGAUCUACCGGUCGAGAUCAAGCACCGGAACCUCGGUGUUAUCGUCGAUAGUGGGUAUAUGGCUCCAUCGUCCAAGAAUCCCUUGUAUGAGUCUCUUGGGUUGUACAACACAGUGUGUUGUGCUGAUGUCGAUAAGUUUUGUUCUCAGUUGGAUGCUUCGCCCCAUCAAAGGGAGACCAUCAUGAAAUAUGUUGAAGCCGUACAUGAGCUUUCUAUGAGGAUUGGAAAGACACUAGCUGAAAGUCUAGGGGUAAAAAGCGCAAAUAUGGGAAUAGAGAAGUGGCCAUGCCAAUUCAGGAUAAACAAAUAUCAUUUCACCCCUGAAAGUGUUGGAUCCCCUGGUGUCCAAAUACACACUGACUCUGGUUUCUUAACCAUCCUUCAAGACGACGAAGGCGUUGGCGGUCUAGAAGUCAUGAACAAGUCCGGCGAGUUCAUCCCCGUCGAACCAUGGCCAGACACCCUUCUUGUUAACCUCGGUGACACGGCAAAAGUGUGGAGCAAUGGAAGGUUUUGCAAUGUGAAGCACAGGGUGCAAUGCAAGGAAGCUAAGAUACGAGUGUCGAUUGCAUCGUUUCUUUUGUUCCCAAGUGAGACGGUACUGGAACCUCCACUAGAACUAGUGGACGAUGAUCAUCCCCGUCGGUAUGUUCCUUUUAUGUAUCAAGAUUACAGGAAGCUGAGGCUCUCGACAAAGUUGGAGGCGGGUGAAGCUCUUGCUCUUCUGCAUACACCCAUCUCUCACAAGUGAUAAACCAUUAUUGAUUUACUUUCUAUUGUCAUGUUAAAUAAUUUGUGUUUGACUGUAUGGUAAACACAAAAUUUGAGGUUUGUUGAUUCAUAAUUUUAUAUAAAAAUGC